AUGGCGUCAAUUUCUCUGCUUCUCUUGGUUUCUUUCCUUUGCAUCACGAUUCAUGGCUGUUUUGGUGGCGAUGCUCCUACCGUCAAUGCCACCUUUUCCCCAACUGCACCAAGACUUCCGUGCGAGUAUGUCGCCAUCGGGAGAUGUAAUCAUGAAUUCAAAAACGUUUUCUUGAUCGCCAAAAGGCGCGCAAUCUAUGCUGGACGAAGUCAAAGUUUUAAGGACAAGAAAAAUGUUUAUUGCCAAGCUCUUCAGGUAUUAAUUAAGCUUUACUGAGUAUCGACCCUUUUUAAUACUGUCGUGAAGUUCAGUCCUUCUUUUUUUUCCGAACAGUUUUUCCCCAUCUCCCGUCACGGCAAGGUUAAGCGGUUGCCGUGAGUGUUUAUGGGUGACGGCAUUUUUCAGACUGUUUAUCACGCCCUCUGAUUGCCACCGUCUCAUUUUGGUCAAAAGCUUAAGCGAAGCAAAAUUGCACUUCAGUGAAACUUCGGAGAUCCGUGGUGAUAUUCGUCUUCUUCUAUCCAUGGUAUAAUAACACUUGAACUCUGGACACAAACACUCACUUUUAUCGUUGAAGGUAUUGCUCUAGAGUUUUGCGUAUUGCAAACCGCCGUGACACUGUUUAGAUGGUUAAGGUUUAGGGGUCUGUUUGAGCUUUAGCCACAACUGAAGAGAUGGAGAAGCUUCCCACUCGUAUCUCCACCCCUUUGCGAGGGAAAAGAAUAGGGAAAUAAGAACACGGGUUUAAAAUAGAGUGAAUAUUACACUGAUCAUUAUUUAUCGUUGUGCAUCAUUGUUGUCAACAGACUUUUAUGGACUGCUUAUGGAAAUCUCUAAAGAAAUGUCGAGGGGGUACCUGGCUUGCACAGUAUAGCUUGGUCGUCCUGGAACAUGGUGUGAUGGACAAAAAAUGUGCUGUGUGCCGUCGACAUCGGGUUAGAAAACUUGAAAAGGCCUUAAAUGGUAAGAGGAAAAAAUAACAAAAAAUUCCCUAAGACACUUUGGAAGUUAGUUUAAAUAUGUUGGGGCGCGACGGCUCCCUAACAAGUGUUAAAGGCCCUUUUUUCAUGUUUUUUUUUUUCUCACUCUUGGAUUAUGUAUUCGAUGAACGCAAAAAAUGAACGAAUGUGAAAGUGCAAAGAGGGUGGGGGGUAGAGAUCGGUAGCAAGAGUCAGUCCUCCUACCCCUACCACCUGGUGCUUUGCGCCUCAUACGCUCGUCUCACCCAAUAUUUGUAGUGUUGCCGCGAAUGGGUUAUCUGUGCUCGUUACGCGUGGGCUAUCUGUGAAUACUUUCAGGCCUUUAUUCGCCCUCUUAUUUAUUGAAGUGGCCAGUUUAAGAUGAUCUUUUCGUUACAUACUCCUGACAAAUCCUUCUUGGUCUACUUUUCAGCAAACAGGCUACAAAACUAUGUUGGUAAGUGUUCCUUAAACUAGAUAAAAAAUACAACAACAAUCUUCCUCAUUAAUCUAAAUAUUUAUUUAUAGCCAAAAUAGGACCUCUUCAGCCAUGAAAAGCAAUGAAAGGAGGCUUUAUUCGCAGGCUAAUUACUAAAAAUGAGCACGCGGGUGGGGGAGGGGACCAAUCAUUACAUCGAGGACUGCCUAAUAUGCAAACUAAUAAGGCCAAAAACCCUUGUCCUACCAAGUUGAGGAUUUGGAGAGGGAAAAUCUUUUAGUAACUUGAGUAUUCGAAAUAUCAGGAGCCCAUUACCCAGGCUGCAAGUAUCACCAGAUUCUACCCACGGAAAUUCUCGCACUCGUGCUUCAGUGGCUGAGUGAUAGUACCAAAAUACCCUAAUAUCCCUGAGGUUACCACUGAAAAAGAACCAUUGUUGCUGUUCCUAUCCAGGUCAUGAUACCUGCCCAGCUUGCGCACGGUUUGUCCACCGAAAGUGCGUUAAGCGUUUCCUCGACAAGAUGACGCAAGACACAAACAUGUGUCACGAUGUGCAGGAAUUCAUCGCUUGUUAUGUUGAAGAGGGGGAUCCUAAGAAAUCUAGUUGUGGCCUGGAAAGGAUUGUGAAGAAUUUCUCUCGCCUAUGUGGGCAGCUCGGAAAGCAAAUGUUGAGAGAAGAUGAGAUUCACCCUGGCUUGAUGUGCUGA
Porites evermanni is the source of this 2105-nucleotide messenger RNA. Lineage: Eukaryota; Metazoa; Cnidaria; Anthozoa; Scleractinia; Poritidae. The record is from the annotation of a GenBank genome assembly.